Molecule: messenger RNA, 2050 nt
Organism: Solanum pennellii
Lineage: Eukaryota; Viridiplantae; Streptophyta; Magnoliopsida; Solanales; Solanaceae
Product: rop guanine nucleotide exchange factor 12-like
Exons: 7
Coding region: 452-1774 (440 amino acids)
Molecular function (GO): guanyl-nucleotide exchange factor activity
Source: RefSeq, a predicted model, not a curated record
UACAUAAUUGCAUUUUGUAUAAUUAGUCAAAGCAAGAGGCCAGUGAUAUUACAUCCUGUUUCUGUUAUUCUUCAAAACAAACAUGCACACCACGUUCUUCCAACCAUUCACUUAAACUAAGAAUUAAACACCAAAACAUCCUCUCCACAAUUAUCCAUCAACAAAACACUUUGCCUCUAUCCCUUUCUCUCUGUGCCUGCACAAACACAACCUUUUUCUUCAAAAAUUUUCAUUCUUUUUCACCUCAUAAACAAACCCCAUUUCAUUAACUUUCUUGUUAUAAGUACCAUUUUUAUAGAAUGUGUUAAUCAUGAUUCUUGAAACGAACAAUAAUUCAAUGGCUGGAUUCAAGUCACGUUUGGCUAACGAUUCAACGGUCACUAGCCCUCGUUCAGCCCUGGCUCCGCCACUGGCAUUUACCACAUACUGAGUCUUUUGGUCCUAUUUAGAUAUGGAGUUGAUGAAGGAAAAGUUUUCAAAGUUGCUCCUUGGUGAGGAUAUGUCUGGUGGAGGGAAGGGUGUCUCGUCUGCGCUGGCUUUGUCAAAUGCAAUCACAAAUCUAGCAGCUUCUGUUUUCGGAGAGAUGAAAAGAUUAGAGCCAAUGCCAGCUGAGAGAAAAGCAAAAUGGAGAAAAGAAAUUGGUUGGCUUUUAUCUGUUACAGAUCACAUUGUUGAAUUUGUUCCUUGUAAACAAGUUUCAAAAGCUGGAACAAACAUGGAGGUUAUGGUAACAAAGCAGCGAUCUGAUCUUCAAAUGAACAUUCCAGCUCUACGGAAGCUAGAUGCAAUGCUUAUUGAUUGCUUAGAUGGCCUUAACGAUCAAAGUGAGUUCUCGUAUGUAUCAAAAGAUGAUGAAUCACAGGAAGAAAAAAACAGCAGGAAAGAUGACAAAUGGUGGAUACCUACUCCUAAGGUUCCUCCUAACGGCUUGUCUGAUCCAUUGCGGAAAUGGCUGCGAUUUCAGAAGGAUUCAGUAAACCAAGUUCAUAAAGCAUCCAUGGCGAUAAAUGCUCAAGUCUUGUCAGAAAUGGAGAUCCCAGAAAGUUAUAUAGAGUCCCUACCUAAGAAUGGGAGAGCAAGCCUAGGAGAUUCGAUCUACAAAAGCAUCACCGAUGAAUACUUUGAUCCAGAUUACUUCUUUACAACUAUGGACAUGUCUUCAGAACAUAAAAUUUUAGACCUCAAGGACAGGAUUGAGGCUUCUGUAGUUAUUUGGAAAAGAAAGAUGCAUGCUAAAGAUGGGAAAUCAUCGUGGGGUUCAACUAUUAGCUUUGAGAAGAGAGAAAUGUUUGAAGAAAGAGCAGAACUCAUCUUAUUAAUUCUUAAGCAGCGGUUCCCUGGAAUUCCUCAGUCAAAACUAGACAUUAGUAAAAUCCAAUACAACAAAGAUGUGGGACAAGCUAUAUUAGAAAGCUAUUCAAGAAUAAUAGAAAGCAGGGCAUUCACAAUCAUGUCACGAAUUGAAGACGUUCUCCAAGCAGAUGCUAUGGCGCAAAAUCCUUCCAAUGGAGAAGUAAAGAGACCAUUAUCAGAUAAAGAAGAAGAAGGGAAGCUUAACUCUGCAGAGAAUGGAGCUUCAAUGACACUUUUGGAUUUCAUCGGUUGGACACCUGAUCAAGAAGACAACAACCCAAAGAAAGAUUUGAAGGAGGACCCAACUUAUAAAGAUAUUAACGCGAAGAUUAAAUGCAGCCCUCCUAGCAUAGUCACCAACAAGAGGUUUUCUUACUUAGAGAACUUAGGUAUGUGCAGAAGUCCAACUGCACGUCACUAAUUGAUUGGCACUGCAGCAUUUUAGUUUACCUCACGAGGACUGCCAUCAGAAUUCACGGAAUUCUGGAAGCUCGUCCUCAAAUGUACAUAUUCAGAUGGAUCUCACCCAUAUAGGAUUCAACUAAGCCAUUCCUUUUGUAAGUAGGGAAAAUUUAGUAGACCUAUCGAGUCUGUGGCACUUCUUUUGAAGUGAUUUACUGUGUACAAGAUGUCACCUUGUUGAAAAAACAAAGUGAAUUUUUGAUUUUUUGCAAAUAGUACUAUGUUAUUUUGUAUG